Molecule: messenger RNA, 552 nt
Organism: Eremothecium sinecaudum
Lineage: Eukaryota; Fungi; Ascomycota; Saccharomycetes; Saccharomycetales; Saccharomycetaceae
Product: peroxiredoxin family protein
Exons: 1
Coding region: 1-552 (183 amino acids)
Biological process (GO): cell redox homeostasis; hydrogen peroxide catabolic process; cellular response to oxidative stress
Cellular component (GO): cytosol; peroxisome; cytoplasm
Molecular function (GO): thioredoxin peroxidase activity
Source: RefSeq, a predicted model, not a curated record
AUGUUUAGAUAUUCAACCGUACGCUCAAUUACCCCUUAUUCACGCCAAUUUUCAAGCACCGCUCGCGCUCUUUUUGCUCCGGGUACCCGCAUCCCAGCUGGCCUUCAAGGUAUCCAUGAAAAUUCACCCGGUAACAGUGUCGAAAUAGCUGACCAAGUUUCAAACGGUAAGUUUAUUAUUGUCGGAGUUCCAGCGGCAUUUUCACCCGCUUGUUCUGCCAAGCAUGUCCCAGGCUACAUUAAAUUACUUCCUGAAUUCAAGAAGAAGGGAAUUACAGAGAUCUUUGUUACAGCAGUUAAUGACUCUUUCGUUACCAAGGCGUGGGCUGAGCAACUAAAAUGUCCUCCUGGAAUUAGGAUGCUAGCAGACACUCAAGGUACCUUUGCAAAUGCUGGAGGACUUUUAUUUGACUCCAUAAACAUAUUUGGUAACCGCAGAUCCGUUCGUUAUGCUCUAGUUGUAGAUAACGGAAAGGUAACUGCUCAGUUUGUUGAACCGGACAAAAUAGGAGUGGAUGUAACAUCCGCCGAGUCUGUCUAUGAGUCUUUAUAG